This is a messenger RNA of Xenopus laevis (African clawed frog), 3469 nucleotides long. RefSeq names its product SMAD family member 9 L homeolog (gene smad9.L). Lineage: Eukaryota; Metazoa; Chordata; Amphibia; Anura; Pipidae. The coding region runs from base 457 to 1857 and encodes 466 amino acids. Gene Ontology annotation, biological process: cell differentiation; transforming growth factor beta receptor signaling pathway; anatomical structure morphogenesis. Gene Ontology annotation, molecular function: RNA polymerase II cis-regulatory region sequence-specific DNA binding; DNA-binding transcription factor activity, RNA polymerase II-specific; I-SMAD binding. The transcript is spliced from 7 exons. The record is from RefSeq and is a predicted model, not a curated record. Gene Ontology annotation, cellular component: heteromeric SMAD protein complex; nucleus; cytoplasm.
UCCGGCAAGAAUUAGGACCCUGCGGCUGUGUGUGCAGCUGCACGAGGUGAGGCCACGCCCCCAAGGCUGCCAAUAGCUGCAGAACGUGUGAGGAUCCGGACUGUGGCGCUCCAGCAGGGUCUCCGCUCUGCGCAGUGAUACGCACUGACAGAGCCGGCAGGGUGGCUCCAGUCUGACUGACGCCUGAGUGUGCCGGUGCGCUGCUGCUCCUCCCCCUUCUACAGCCCAAAUCACUCCGCAUGCACCGAGGCCGGAGGGACCAGCGCAGGGCAGCGGAGACACAGGACAUAUGGCCAGAACCUUGAGAGAUGUCUAAAUGUUUCCUUGAGACAUUUUCCUGGACUCCUUCUGAUAAAGAAUAAAUUGAAGAAGGUGUGCAAGAUUCCUUGACGCCUGCACUCGUUGCAUCUUUGGCCUCCAUCUUGGUUUGAUCUGUAGGUAAACACAGCAAAUCCAAUGCACGCCAGCACUCCCAUCAGCUCUUUGUUCUCCUUCACUAGCCCUGCUGUCAAAAGGCUGCUUGGCUGGAAGCAAGGGGACGAAGAAGAAAAAUGGGCAGAGAAAGCGGUGGACUCGCUUGUGAAGAAACUGAAGAAGAAGAAAGGGGCAAUGGAGGAACUAGAAAGGGCUUUAAGUUGUCCAGGGCAACCUAGUAAAUGUGUCACUAUCCCACGGUCAUUGGAUGGGAGGUUACAAGUGUCCCAUCGCAAAGGCCUCCCCCAUGUCAUCUAUUGCCGGGUUUGGAGGUGGCCUGAUCUGCAGUCUCAUCAUGAGCUGAAACCAAUGGAAUGCUGCGAGUUCCCUUUUGGGUCCAAGCAGAAGGACGUGUGCAUCAACCCCUACCAUUACCGGAGGGUGGAAACACCAGUGUUACCGCCGGUGCUUGUUCCAAGACACAGCGAGUUCAACCCACAGCUGAGCCUUCUAGCAAAGUUUCGAAACACCUCGCUGAAUAAUGAACCACUAAUGCCACACAAUGCAACUUUCCCGGAGUCUUUCCAGCAGCCCCCAUGCACUCCAUUCUCUUCCUCACCAAGUAACAUCUUCUCUCAGUCCCCGAACACAGUGGGCUAUCCAGAUUCUCCUAGGAGUUCCACUGACCCAGGAAGCCCCCCGUACCAGAUCACAGAGACGCCCCCUCCGCCAUAUAAUGCUCCAGACCUUCAAGGGAAUCAAAACAGACCAACUGCAGACCCAGCUGAAUGCCAGUUAGUUUUGUCAGCACUGAACAGAGACUUUCGCCCGGUUUGCUAUGAAGAGCCAUUGCAUUGGUGUUCUGUCGCUUAUUAUGAACUGAAUAAUCGAGUAGGGGAGACCUUCCAGGCCUCCGCACGCAGUGUCCUCAUCGACGGGUUCACGGACCCCUCCAAUAAUAAGAACAGGUUCUGCUUAGGACUUCUCUCAAAUGUCAACCGCAACUCCACUAUUGAAAACACCCGCAGACACAUUGGAAAGGGGGUCCAUCUUUACUACGUGGGCGGAGAGGUGUAUGCAGAAUGCGUGAGCGACAGCAGCAUUUUCGUACAGAGUCGCAACUGCAAUUACCAGCACGGCUUCCAUCCCUCCACUGUCUGCAAGAUCCCCAGUGGCUGCAGCCUGAAGAUCUUUAAUAACCAACUAUUUGCCCAGCUACUUUCCCAGUCCGUUAACCAAGGGUUCGAGGUGGUUUAUGAGCUGACGAAAAUGUGCACAAUUCGUAUGAGCUUUGUUAAAGGAUGGGGAGCAGAAUAUCACCGACAGGAUGUCACUAGCACCCCCUGCUGGAUUGAAAUCCAUCUACACGGGCCGCUUCAAUGGCUGGACAAGGUUCUGACACAGAUGGGUUCACCGCAUAAUCCAAUCUCUUCCGUAUCGUAAACUCUCCGCGGCCACACAACGCAGGCAAGGACACACCUGGGACUAGUUGCCCUUAUAUAAAAGAGCACAUAAUGCCAGUCACACGCCUCAGCAGAAAAAGGCACCCACAACCCAUAAUCUUUUCUGACUUUUAGGUAUCGGAUAUAUUCCAUAGAUAUAUAUAAACCACUUUCCUGUUCUUUUAACAGUCCAGGAAACAGUACCACCUUUUGGGUCAUAAGGAAUAGGGCUUAAUGGGGUGGGGCUUAAAGCAGGGAUGCCUGCUUGGUAGAAUGGGGUGUGUCCUGGGCAGGUCUGGGCGUGGCCAAGCAUGCCUUCUUUAGAUGAAUUAAAGGGGUACUAUUUAUAUUUAGAUGGCAUCACACAAGGGGCCUAGCUAAGCAGAGGGCUGAGGAUCCAGUAGUAUGGUAGUAUAGUCCCAUAGUAUUUCUAAUGAUGGUCCUGCCAUGAAAAAAAAAUUCCAAAUACACUCCAUUGAUUUACCCAUCAGCCCUUUAGAUCUGCGACUCUUCCUCCUGAAACUUAUAUGGUAUGUGGUUCGAUGACCCUUUUGUGGUCUGUUGUGAAGGGCUAUAUAAAUAAGUAAUAACUGCAUUACAUGGGCUUGGAUUAGGCUUCCCUACUUGAAAUGAAGGGAGAUGAUUGAGUCCUGCCCCUCCCCCACCAUAGCAUUUGCUUGCUGUGCUACACUUACACCCAUGGGUUAAGGGAAGGCUGAUAUCCAAACAAAGGUGCAGAACCCAUGUAUCUAAUUAGCAUUAUCAAUGUGCCCUUUUAUAGAAGAGCCAAUCAUCUUUAGGCCUUACUGUCGCCAUUUUUGUCAGCGGGUAGCCAUUGGCCGUGUACUGUACAUACAUGCAUUUCAGUAAUGUGUUUUUAGUGUAACGAUUAUGCUUUUUAUAUAUAUAUUGUACAUACUGUUUCUAUGGAGAGAGCACUUCACCAGUACUGACUAUAAGAAUAACAGGCGGAACGGAGUUUCGCUUUAUUUCUAACCAAUCGGUUCUCAGAUCCAGAAACAAAGUAGUCCGGCUCCAUGCACUUAAACAAGGUACAUUUUGGAAAAUGUAUGUGUUUUUAGUUUUUUUCUAAAUAAUUAUUUAAUUAUUUUUUGAUUAUUCCUUUCCCUUGCUGGUGCCGCCGGUCCCUGUAUUGCUCUAUAUUGCAUCGUUAGGGUAAAGAUUUUUUUGUAUGUUUUUUUGUAUAGUGAGCUAGAGAUAAAGACUGUCGUUCUGACAUAUAUACUGUAUAUAGGGAUCUUGCUGUUUCUGCAACUGCCAGCUUCUUGAAUCAGGAAUACACCCUGCCUCUCUGGUUCUGAAAGUCCAGUCACAAUCAUAAUGUUACAAAGAUUCCUGUAAAGCUGGAUAUAGACCAGAGUACCAGCCUGUCCCCUGCCCUCGAUAAUGGCAUGGACAGUUGGUUCUGAUUGGGCCUCUAAUGCUAUUCUUUACAGCGUUAUAUAUGUAUAUAAAUAUCUAUAAAUAUCUAGUGUUCCUGGCCAAGUAUUCCCUGUAUUGCCUCACUUGCUUCUGGUGUGUCAGCUCUCUGGGAUAUACUGUCAGAUGUUGAAUGCACUGCAUUAAUCAGUAAAUAAAGAAGUAACAUACAA